AUGGCGGCGGCGGUGCGCUGGGCCUUGGUGGCCGCUGUGGCGGCGGCGGCGGUUGUGGCGUUGGAUAACGGCGUGGCGCGGACGCCGCCCAUGGGCUGGCUGCACUGGGAGCGCUUCCUCUGCGGCACCGACUGCGCUGCUGAGCCGGACAGCUGCGUCAGCGAGCGGCUGUUCACCGAGAUGGCCGACGUGAUGGUCGCGGAUGGCUGGAAGGAAGCGGGCUACGAGUUUGUCUGCAUCGACGACUGCUGGAUGGCGCCAACGCGGGAUGAACGAGGCCGGCUGCGGGCGGAUCCCCGGCGCUUCCCCGGCGGUAUCCGCGCACUGGCGGACUACGUCCAUUCCAAAGGGUUGAAGCUGGGGAUCUACAGUGAUGUGGGGAACAGGACGUGUGCCGGCUUCCCCGGCAGCUAUGGGUACUAUGAGUUGGACGCACAGACCUUUGCCUCCUGGGGUGUGGACUUGCUGAAGUUUGAUGGCUGUAACGCCGACUCACUGGGGCUGCUGGCAGAAGGUUACAGGAACAUGUCUCUGGCCCUCAACAAGACCGGCAGACCCAUCGUGUACUCCUGUGAAUGGCCUUUCUACCUGAGGCCCAUGCAGCAGCCCAAUUACACGGAGAUCAAACAGUAUUGCAAUCACUGGAGGAAUUUUUAUGAUGUCUAUGAUUCUUGGAACAGCAUCAAGAGCAUCGUGGAGUGGACAGCACUUCAUCAGGACAGCAUUGUGAAGAUAGCUGGGCCAGGGGGCUGGAAUGACCCUGACAUGUUGGUGAUUGGGAACUUUGGGCUGAGCUGGGACCAGGCAGUGACUCAGAUGGCGAUGUGGGCGAUCAUGGCCGCGCCGCUCUUCAUGUCCAACGACCUGCGGCACAUGAAACCGGAGGCCAAGGGGCUGCUCCAGAACAAGGAGGUGAUCGCCAUCAACCAGGAUCCGCUGGGCAAGCAGGGCUAUCGCAUCACUAAGGACAAGAACUUCGAGCUGUGGGAACGGCCCCUGUCUGACAGAGCCUACGCUGUGGCAGUCCUAAACCAGCAGGAAAUUGGGGGACCCCAGAACUUCACCUUCUCCCUCUCCUUCCUCGGCAAUGGGCUGGCCUGCAACCCAGCGUGCUGCAUCCAGCAGAUCCUGCCAACCAGCAGGGACUGGGGGGUUCACAACUGGGUCUCCUCCCUGAGUGUAGAAGUGAACCCCACAGGCACUGUGCUGCUCAAAGUAGUGCCGCUGUAGGAGGUGGGAUUAUUUUCUGUAAGCCUCAUGCUCUGCACUUCUUGUCCUAGAGCAUUCGCUGCUUGAGAGCCUCUGGAUGCUGAACCUUCUGCCUACUGUAACAAAUGCCCGUGACUUAUUACUAUGAGGCAGCAGAAAAAGGGGUGCUGCUUCUCUCCUGUUAUCCUUUCUCUGGCAUCUCGCCCAACUCUCCUUUCCCAAGGGGUCACAAGGCCCCCAGCAGGGCAACAACAACUCAUUGCCACCACGACCAAAGAUCUGCAAGAGGUGCAUGCAGCGUUCUGCGGCUCUUCAGCAUUUCCGGCACACAAGGGCAGUGCAGCCCAGCUGCUGUGCUGUGUGCUUUGGCAGGCUGGAGCACUUGAGGACAUUUAGUUCACAGCUGUGAAAAGCUGUUCCUGCUGGAAAAAACUCAAUGCCGUCCUCAGAAUGGGCACCUCCUCCUGAGCUCAGGGACUGGUCUAAAUCACAGUGCUUCUUAGCAGCUGAUUUCUCUGCAGCCAUCUGCUUAAAGCCAUCAAGUGUGAUGCCUCCGAGCUGAGCUUUGAGGCUUUCAAGUCUCACAAGUCUUCCUCUCAUCAAUGGCUGCCCCUUUAGAUGACAGUUCCCCACACCACCCUUCAUGGGGCCCCUAGGGAAUCCUUCCUUAGUGAGCUCCCUUCCAGAAAUAACUGCUUGCUUUAGCUUAAAGGUCCUUCUGGUGCAGGAUACAGACACUUAACCCUUGUUUCCAGGCUACUGCACAAUUUGGAUGCCUUGAUUUGUCCUAAUGUUUGUGUUUACAACUCCAACUGAAGCGUUCCUAAGCAGGCCUACCUGUACAUUUUAGCAUGGUGGCUAAAAUUAAAUCAAGUUUUGGAAAACAGGUCACUGUUCUUUAUAAAAAUCAUCAUGAUUACCAGAAGCAACGCUCAGUAAAGUGGAUCUGAUGCACCUGCACCCUACAUCUAUUACACACCUCUUGGAGCAAGGAGGGAGAUCCCAGCUUACAAGAGGUUUUGAAGAAAUGCUGCCUUUGCAAGGAUCAUCUUCCUGUUGGGUUAGUGUACUUGCAAGCCUCACCCCACCAGCAGCACAGAAUACACAAAACCAAGUAACAGAUCACUUCCAAAUACUUUAAUAUGGUCCAAAAAUGAGUAGGAUGCAGCUUAGAACUGUAUCACCUGGCCCUAUAAGAAGGAAGAGACGAGUGUGAGUUUAUUCACCACUGAAUCUUGCCCUGUCCCAACCCUGGCAGCACACAGCCUGCUGUCUGUCCCUCCUGCAGCCACUCCAGGCAGGCUGCUGCCAUGUUGCUGAAAAUCCUCCCCUUGAUACAGAGCCUCACUCAGCACUUAGGGAGUGCUCAGCCUGUGCUGCUGGCAGUGCUCUCCCCAAAGCCACAGCUGUGCUCAUACCCACCCAGAUGAUUUUUCCAUCAUCAGCCAGUCUUGGUACACGCACAUACCUUUCUCUUCUUGUCUCCUCCCAGUUCAAAGUGCUUGCAUCUCUUAAUUGCCAGCAUCCUCUUAGACCUGCAGUUGGGCUCCACACACUCCAGCCUCAGCACAAUCUUCUUUGUGGUCUUGGCCUGGGAAGUGAGGAGCAGUGCAUGAGCGAACCAAGUGUCCAAAAGCAGAUCAAUUGCUGCUCUCAGAAAAGCUGCUUAUCUCUACCCUUAGAAGAUUCAUCAGCUUGUUCUCAAAGCAUAAUAAGAGACUAAACACAGCUGACUUGCUCCAUUAAACACAAAAAGGUAUCUUAAAGACCAGUAAA
Lagopus leucura (white-tailed ptarmigan) is the source of this 2985-nucleotide messenger RNA. It is a transcript of the gene GLA, whose product is annotated as galactosidase alpha. The coding region runs from base 1 to 1230 and encodes 409 amino acids. The record is from RefSeq and is a predicted model, not a curated record. Gene Ontology annotation, biological process: oligosaccharide metabolic process; glycoside catabolic process; glycosylceramide catabolic process. The transcript is spliced from 7 exons. Gene Ontology annotation, cellular component: cytoplasm. Lineage: Eukaryota; Metazoa; Chordata; Aves; Galliformes; Phasianidae. Gene Ontology annotation, molecular function: alpha-galactosidase activity.